Molecule: messenger RNA, 927 nt
Organism: Fusarium mangiferae
Lineage: Eukaryota; Fungi; Ascomycota; Sordariomycetes; Hypocreales; Nectriaceae
Exons: 5
Coding region: 1-927 (308 amino acids)
Source: RefSeq, a predicted model, not a curated record
AUGCAGGAUAAGCUGGGGAAGGGUUCUCGUAAGCCUCGGGAUAGGAUCAUCACUGAUGCAGCGUUCGACUACUGCAUUCAAGAGCUGCGUGGAAAGGCAAGGUACUUCGAGAAGUCAGGUCUCAUCCCUACUCUUGAUGGACCCGGCAACAUGAUCAUCAAGUCAGACUCGCUCGUCGACAAGAGUCUUCACCGUGAUCUCAACAAAGCGUGCUACACGCUUUUGAAGGAUCAAGAAGGCAACGCCGAUUGGCACCCGCGAAACCGUUCACCGUUCAUCCAGGAAGAAGUGGUCGGUGUAUCGAACGCACUCGACUUCAUGGGCGAAGGCAAGCCCAUUGGCUCAGAGUACUGGUCCGAUAAAUACCAGUGGUUGCCUGCCAACGUUAGAUUUCGCGAAGAUGGCAGUGCUGAGUUCACAAGCUACGUGAACAAUCUUCACCCCACAAAGUUUCCUGAUAUCUACAGGACUAUUGAGAGAUUGGUUGAUAGGGUGAUCCCUGCUUGGGAUCAUUGUUACUGGAGUGACGAAAAAGAUGACUUAUGGACGCCAGAGUUCAAUGUGGGAGAAUUUCUUCAUAAAGACGUCGAGCUCACGCAUCAAGAACUACGUGACUUGGAAGAAGAGUGUUACCAUGAAUCAGAGGACCCAGUGGAAAUCGACGAAGAUGAGGAUCAGCGAAGAAUGAACGAGGGACUCCCUCCUCUCACACCUAAUGUCGAUGAUGAGACCAUGGCUGAAGUAAAAUGGCUCAAGUACCGCGAUGCUAUACUCCCUGACCCAAAGCCCUUUGAAGAAGUUGACUACGCGCCAAAGCAGAGCUUACGGGAGAAGUUCAAGAAAAUGGUUUACAAUUCAUUGUCAAGAUGGCGAGUAUUGAAUCCACGCCUGAGAAGCCCGAGUUCCCCGCUGGAAGUUGGCAUGUAA